AUGUGCCAUGGAGCUCUGCUUGCAGCAGCGGUUGCGGCCAUCAAGCCCUCAAGGUUCGCCCUGGCCAAGGCCGCUGCAAAGAUGCGACCACGGGUGCGGUCGCUCGCGUCGCGGCGUGCCGAUGACCAGAAGACACAACAGCCGAAGGCCGCGCGGGCUUCGGCGAAGUUCGACUUCGCGGCUGUGUCCUGGUCUCCCGGCACGGCGCACAGCCUCCCAGACCCAGGUUCGCCGGAGAGCACACCGAGCGAUGUCGACAGCCCAGUGAGGAGAAAACGAUUUCUUGUAUCAGAACAGGAAAUCUCCUUCUCGGUUGUUAUCGCUGGGUUUGCGAGGCAAGGGCGGCCAAAUGCCGCAGCAAUGUUCUUGGAGGCCAUGGUCACGAAUGGCCUCUCUCCAAAUGUCAUGGUCUUCAACGCUGUCAUUGCGGCGUUCGCUGGACAUGCGGAUGUGCCUCAAGCAGUCAAUUGGUUCCGAAAAAUGGAAGACCAGGGCUUGAAGCCAAACGUCGCGACACUCACCUUCGUCAUCGAUGCUUGUGCCAAGGCUGGUAAAGCAGAUGAGGCGGUGAGGUGGCUCCACGAAAUCGAGGAGAGGGGUUUGCAGCCGAACAUCGUAUCCUACAAUGCCGUCAUCAACGCCUUCGCAAGGCGAGGUGACGUCUCUGGUGCCUUGAACUGGCUGGAGCGGAUGCAGCCUGUGGUGGAGCCCGACAAGGUCUCGUACAACUCAGUGAUUCACAGCUGCGCAGUCUCCGAGGAUCCCAGUGCGGGUGAGGCCGGGAUGCCUUUUUUUGCCUUUCCUGCCGAGUUCGGCCCUGGGCCCAUGGGGGCGCUGCCGGGCAGGUGGCUGAGAAGAUCUUCAGGCGCAUGA
Symbiodinium sp. CCMP2592 is the source of this 873-nucleotide messenger RNA. Lineage: Eukaryota; Dinophyceae; Suessiales; Symbiodiniaceae. The record is from the annotation of a GenBank genome assembly.